CAAACACAAACCGCCGUUAACUGCACAAGUUGUAUAGAUUACAAAAAGGGCUCAGUUAAUUGAAAUUUUCAAACUGUGUAUAUAACUGUGACGUGUUCGUUGUUUUAGACCAUGGAUUAGGAAUGGCAGUCAACAACGCCACAGAGGAUGUGAUCAAAUGGACAGAUGAAACAUAUUCUAUGCAAGAGGUGGCAAACAAUAAUCUACCUACAAUCGUGAAAGUGGCAGACGGAUAUUACAGCGAAAACGAAGCCGAAAGCUUUUCAAAUGGCGACCUGAUCAAAUUGGAUUUCAAGAAAAGUUACUCCAAAGUACGAGCGCAAUGUGUUGGUGGAAAACCAAAAGUAGACACUCUUGGGUACAUGUCUCCUGAUAAAGACAUAUUGAUACCUAUUGGGUAUAAAGGAAAAUUGAAAGUGGAGUGUUUGAAAGAUACGUUUGGCAGUAUUCAGGAAUUGAUUACGCAUUUCCCACAUUUUGUAAUAACAGGGCGACCUUUAACUGGGAAACGUGGAAUUUAUUCAAGUGAAGAGAUCCGAAUCGAAAAAGGAACCAGAUUGCAACUAGACAGAGUGAUUCCUGAUGCCGGACUGGUGUGCAGGAAGGAUGAGAAAGAGAUACUGCUCCCAUCAAUACAACUCGCCAGAUUUUAUCUAGAACCUGAUGAAAAAGAAUACACCGUUCGCGAAGUUGUGGACAAUUUCAAAUUGCCUCAGUAUAUUCGUUUUAUAGAUUCAGAUUUCGAGAAGAUAGUGACUGCCGACUUAACAGAGGCGAUGGAUAAUAUCAGUCAUUUCGAAGGAUACUUAAAAAUCGUAGGUCUCGUUCAGCAAGAGGUAGUCGUUGGUCAUCACAAACCAUCGGGAGUUGCUUUUCCUUCGACAGGAAAUGUCCACCAACGAUCCAUCGCCAUUCUUCCUCUUGAUAGCGAUGCAGUCCGAAACAUUGAAGUUUACCUCCCCGUGUAUGAGGAGGAAAAUGACUAUGAAUUUUUCUUGGCGCGAAAUUUCUCCAAAAAUGUCAAUAUGGACCUGGUGGAUGGUGGACUGUAUCUGGAGUUUAACAAGUGUCCCCGUAUCCAUCUGCUGAACACAGAGGCUGAAGAAGCACCGCCCCCCAGACCACCCCCUCCAAAAGACUAUAUCCCAGUAUCGUCUAUUCCAAUAUCGUCUAUGAAAGGAAAUUCUACAGACACCAAGGACAAGAGUUCUCAAGGACCAGCACGCCCUGUGAAGAAGAAAGUGCCACCACCAGUAAAAGCUAAACCUAAGAAUGUGUCCCCCAAGAAGGGGUCAACGAACCCGAAACACGAUUCAGAAGAAGAUGAUGACGCAGAUGAUUAUGAAGAAAUGUGUGUAUCGAUACCACCCUCUGUUGUUAAACCCUCUCAUCGGGUUUCCCCUCACCCCCGGGUACAGAGACAUGUGUCCAUACCUCCGCUUCCAGACAUUGAAUCAUCUGAUGAUGAACCAGAACGUGCGUAUGACGAAAUCCCAGAUGUGCUGGAAAUAGAGGACUCCGGUGCCAAAAAUGCACAAAAUUAUUCAAAGAAGACUGGACUGGACUUUUCAGUUCUACCUAAGACCUUUAGAGUUGGCUUAAAAAGGGUCCAUACUGAAUUAAAGAAAUUACGACGCGGGACUUCAGUAGAAGAAAAAUCUUUGCAAGACUUGCGUGUUCUUCCAAGCAAAAAGGACCUCAAUCCCGAUGAUAGCGACAGCGAUGACGAGGAAGUAUCGUACGAUUACCCAGACCUGUCGAAGCUUGCGUCCAUGAAACGUCCUCCGCCUGUUGGAGAUACACCUCGAUAUCAGGAUUCACUAAAACACACACCAUCAAAGCCAAUAGGAAAGAUUCAGCCAAUGUCACGUGGGGGGAAUUUACCCGCGAAAUUCAGUGAAAUGACAACAGAGCAAACUGUGAGUUUGUUUAAGGAGACAAAGUUACCAUCUCUUGCAUCUGUGUGUGAGAAGGAGGGCUUGGAUGGCAGCUUCUUUAGUACCCUCAGUGACACACAACUAAAGAGUGUAUUUAAACUCAGCGACUUACAAGUGAUCAAACUGCACAAAAUCAUUAAUGAAGGGUGGCGCCCAAACUUAAAUUAAACUGAAUUGAUCAGAAUGCAUAAAAUACAUAAAUGAGCUGAUGAUGACUAUACCAGAGCAUUAAAAUUUGACGCUUGAAUACGCCACUAACACAUGUUUUGUACUCUACUUAAGGCCCAAUUUUGGACCCUGGUUAAUUACGAAGAUCUCAAUUGUAAAAUUCAAUGAUUUAUAAUAUUGGAAAAUAAUUGUCAAUGAAGAGCGAAGUAGUAUUUUGUGAUGGAGGUCUUCGCAAUUUCAUGAAUUCCUUUAGAAAUUAAAGAUAACCAUGUUUCAAA
Messenger RNA from Ostrea edulis (European flat oyster), 2383 nucleotides. RefSeq lists its product as uncharacterized. The transcript has 8 exons. Lineage: Eukaryota; Metazoa; Mollusca; Bivalvia; Ostreida; Ostreidae. The record is from RefSeq and is a predicted model, not a curated record. The coding region runs from base 123 to 2105 and encodes 660 amino acids.